AUGAUGCUCCGCUUCCUUUUGCUCACCCUUGCAGCUGGACUCCGCUUGAACAACGACCCGAUGCGGCCGUGGGAAGAGCACCCAGCAAGCACGGCCGAGGAGCUUCAGGAGCUCCUGACAAGCAUGAUUGCGGAGGCCGGCACCGUUCAGGUCCCUCACAAGGCCGGCGGUGCAGAAGCGCAGGAGGUGGAGCUCAGCAAGGUGGUUGCCGACAUGCUUAAGCCCAAAGAUCUGCUUGCCAACAUGAUCCACACGAUCUGGCAGAGUAGCAGCACGAAGCGGUGCCAUCAGCAGCUACAGCAGGUGAUGGGCAAUCUUACGCUUACCUGCGAAGGGUUGCAGCCAAAAGCCGACUGGCUUCUCGACUACUAUGCUUCUCCCCUCCCGAACAAGACCUGCACCCAAAGCGUCAGCGACAUCUUUGCUUCGGGAGACGAGCUCGUCCCGAUCCUCCAAGUCUCCAGAGAUGCAGUGGCUUCCUUGGAUGUGUCCGACGAGGUGCUCCGUCGGUAUCAGGCGCUCUCCUUUUUGAGGAACUGGCUGGUGAAGCUCACCCGCACUCAUCAUCAUGCACUGAUUUGGGCCGGCUUCUGGGAUGGGGACCCGCAGAAGCGCACGACGAAAGGGAAGCUUUCCAACUUUGCCAAGUCAAUAGAGCAUGCGACGAUGCACCCAGACAGCUUCCUCGGCCAAGUCAUCGAGGGGAGCCAGAACCUCGACGCUUGCUACGAGGAUGCCCAGACCAUUGCACUUGCAGGAAACAUGUGGUCCAUCGCGAGCAUGAGCUUCGUUCUCGGGAUGCGCGAGAAAGCGCAAGGAACCGUCAUCGCUCUGGUCAACAAGAAGAUCACGGGGGAGCGCAACUUGUCCCAGUCCGUGCUUUCCACCCAUGAAAUCCCCACAGUGGGGCUCGCAGCCUGGGGGCUCGGGUUCUGGUCUCCGAAAGUGAUCAUCGUGGACCUCAUGGGCACGUGCAGCCAGACGAGCCCUGCUCUGCAGAAGCAGCUGUUUGUGCGCUUGCCCGCCUGGGCCAGGUCGAUGAAACACUGGAGUGCAGAAGCCUUUGCGAGGAGGUCGCAGCUGCAGUGGCAGUGCAUCGACUGCUCGGGCGCUUGCAGCCUUGACGACGCCUUGGCAGAGCAUGUGGAGAAGUUGGUCAAGGCCAAAGAGGCGCAGGACCGGAAGGACCAGGAGUUGCGCCAGGUCCUGAGUGCUCUCGCGGUACACGGAGCCGUUCUUAAGCACAGCGCAAUACCGGCGGGCGUCGCCCUCAAGCUUAUGAGCAAGCUGGUGAAGAAGCGGAGAUUUCAGAAUCUGAAAGAGGUGAAGGAGCGCGCACUUGCGCUGGCCCGUGACCGGGAAGACAUCGGGGAGGCGGAGCGGGGGAUUCCGGAGCUCGAUGCAGCGACCAGGCAACUGAAGGUGAAGCAGCUGCUCAAGCAGAAUGCUGAUCCGAACGUUCCGGACAUGCUCGGCUGCACGGCCCUCAUCUACGCCGCAUACGAAGGACACCAGGAGUUGAUCGAACCCUUGCUGAGUGCUGGAGCGCAGCUGGAGGCCCGUGAUGAGGUAGGCAGUACAGCCCUCAUCUGGGCUGUCCGCCAAGAUCACAUGCAGGCGGUCGAGGCAUUGCUCAAAGCUGGAGCCCAGAUGGAGACCCAAACUGACUUCGGCAGCACAGCCCUCAUCGAUGCUUCAACGAAAGGCCGUGUGAAAAUGGUCGAGGCGCUGGUGAAGGCCAGAGCCCAGCUGGAGGCCCCAAAUGCGGCUGGCAACACAGCCCUUAUCCAGGCUGCGCGCUACGGCCGUUUGAAGGUGGUCGAAGUGCUGCAGAGGGCCGGAAGCAAGCUGGAGGCCCGCGAGAAGAGUGGCAGCACAGCCCUCAUGCGUGCGGCCUACAAUGGCCACCUGCAGGUGGUCGAGGCGUUGCUCAAAGCUGGAGCCCAGAUGGAGACCCGAACUGAGAUGGGCAGCACAGCCCUCAUCAACGCUGCCAAGCAAGGCCACUUAAAGGUGGUCGAAGUGCUGGUGAAGGCCGGAGCCCAGCUGGACGCCACCAAUCUGCAUGGCAGAACAGCCCUCAUGUAUGCCUCACUGAAAGGCAACCUGAACAUGGUCGAGGUGUUGCUGAAGGCCUCAGCCCAGCUGGAAGCCAGUGACAACGCGGGCCUCACGGCCCUCAAAAUUGCUGAAGUUUCCGGCCGCUUGAAC
Symbiodinium necroappetens is the source of this 2211-nucleotide messenger RNA. NCBI's taxonomy places the organism in Eukaryota, Dinophyceae, Suessiales, Symbiodiniaceae. The record is from the annotation of a GenBank genome assembly.